UGGCGGUAAUUUCAUGAACAUCUUGUAAUACGUCCAGACCCUAAUAAUUUAUUCUUACCGCCACUCUUUUAGUUUAGGAGAAUUGUCCAUAUGUCUCCAGGCGAGAUGUCUUCCCUUUCGUCCAUUCUGAUUCUUGCGCUCUUUACACAACAUACCGCUAGUUUACAAGUUACACCAAAUUCUCCUUGCGCUUCGUUGUGCGUAGACUCUACCAGCCUAGAUCUGUCUGAUCCAAAUUCGUCCACGACGAAUAAUUCCGACAUCACAUGUUACGAUUCCGAAUAUUCUAGCUCAUCUGCGGGCCAGAAAUACCAAAGCUGUAUGAGUUGCCUUCAAGAUAGCACCUUUGCUCAAGGGAGUGAGAGCGACCAGCUUUGGUUUUUAUAUAACCUCAGAUAUACGUUUGAUUAUUGCAUAUUAGGAUUCCCCAAUGCCACGAAUGUGCCGUCGACUCCCUGCUCAACGUCCACUGCCUGUGGUGGAUUAGAUGAGGCCUUCACGGAUGACAAGCUCAACCCAAAUACGCCUGACUAUUCUUACUGUAGUGCGGAUGGUUCUGGCAUGACUGAUGAUGUGGUGUCCGAGUGCAUGUCCUGUGUAGGCGCCUUGGACGGCCAGAACUAUUUGGCAAACUUUCUCAUCGCUUUGGAUGCAGGUUGCAAACAGCAACCUUCGAUAGGAACACUUAUAGGAUUGAAUGACACUGUAUUCUCCGAGACUAGAAUCAGUGCUGUUGAUCCAGCCGUUGAGAAAUCUACUGGCAACAGAGGGCCUGCCCUAACUACAACUCAAAUAGCUGGAAUUGCUGUCGGCGCCGUUGUCAUCGUCUUAGCAAUAUCUGGCUUUCUAUUUGUACAUUUCCGUAAGCGGAAAAACCGCCGUCUUCUACUCGGAGGUGUCAGAGCCUCAGUGGUAGGACAAAAGAAGAGCCGCCAUCGUCCUGACUCAUCACUCUCAUUCCGAUGUCAAACGCACCUGACACCUAGAUCGCCAGCAUUCUUUCCAAACCCAUCCAACGAUACUAUCGAAGAGGAGAAACCUUACGCAGGUCCAUUCUCCGCCCUUGGUUCCCACCCCAUUUCCCCGAAGUCGCCAAGGCAACCCGCCUGGCGAUCUCAGACUGGCGAUUUAAGUCUCAAUUCUUAUUCUCGACCGGGCACCAAAGCCUUACCAUUACACAACAUCGCCACCGCAAUACCAACUAUACCAGGAAACGUGCACUACUCUACUUCGCCGAAGGCUGCGUUCUUCUCGCCUACUGAUGAGCCGACCAGCACCACUAGCACCAACAGCACAGCGCAGCUUCUACCCCUGAGGCAAUACAACCCGGCCGAGUACGGAAUUUCCUCUCCACAAGUGGGCGACACUCCCGACGGCAUGUUUAGCAGUCCUACAUCCGGGUCCACUUCCAGUCCCCUGCUAAGCCGCGCGUGGGAGCAGAGGGCUCCGACGUGGGACUUACCGCCUCGCAGUUCUAGCAAGCCGGCAGGUAUUGGAGCUUGGGAAAGGGUGGCAGCUGGGGUCGUGGCGAAAAAUAGGAGGACUAGUAAUUCGGGGAGCCCCGUCGAGACCAAGCAGAUUAAUUUCAAUUUUCCGCCCCCGCCUGCUCGGCGAUGAUUCGCAUGUACAUAGCAUGUAUAGUAUACUUUUGUAUUUGAAAGCCAUGAUUAAUUAAUAUUACCAUUGAGCUUAGUGGGCGGAGUUCGUCCAGUGACAAUUUCCAUGACGACUCAUAGAUA
Messenger RNA from Annulohypoxylon truncatum, 1739 nucleotides. RefSeq lists its product as uncharacterized. Bases 91 to 1617 code for a protein of 508 amino acids. The transcript is spliced from 3 exons. Lineage: Eukaryota; Fungi; Ascomycota; Sordariomycetes; Xylariales; Hypoxylaceae. The record is from RefSeq and is a predicted model, not a curated record.